This is a messenger RNA of Phyllopteryx taeniolatus (common seadragon), 11580 nucleotides long. RefSeq names its product obscurin-like protein 1. NCBI's taxonomy places the organism in Eukaryota, Metazoa, Chordata, Actinopteri, Syngnathiformes, Syngnathidae. Gene Ontology annotation, molecular function: protein binding. Bases 406 to 11262 code for a protein of 3618 amino acids. The record is from RefSeq and is a predicted model, not a curated record. The transcript is spliced from 38 exons.
AGCAUUUAACAGUAUUCCACGAACAAUGACACUUGGGGUGUCGAAGGGCUGAACGCCGCAGAGAUCGGGGGGGGGGGACCAUUCUGAAGCCGAGACCGCCGAGGAGCCUGAAGUUGGUUUAAACCAAACAGAAAGCUUCAAACAUGUAUUUGAAAAGAACGGCCCAAGUUUUGAGGAAAACAUUAAUUUGAAGUGGACUGGGGACAUUACUCGGCCUUCAGGAGACCCGCGGUACUGCUUCUUCACUCAAAGACUGAUUGCGACUGCGGAAUGUAUGUUGACGGUCGUCAUUGGCAACUGAAGUGAGAAAUUACCAUUGAAGAACCGGGACUGCUCUGGCCCCUGUGAAUGUCUGGAUCUCUCGUACUGCUUAAGGUGAAACUAGGCUGACGGAGCAAAUCAAAGAUGGACGUAUUUGGCGGUGCACCGCGCUUCCUGGCAUAUCCCAGGCCAGUGGGGGUACAGAGCGGGGCCGAUGCAGUCCUGAAGUGUCAGAUUGGUGGAGAUCCCAGACCAGCAGUCAUAUGGGAGAGGAACAAUGAGAAGAUCGACCCACAAGGACGAUACCGUGUCUUUGAGGAUGGGAACAUUUACAAUCUGAUCAUAACCGCCGUUACUAUCGAGGAUAGUGGUCAGUAUAUGUGCAAAGCAAAAAACAGUAUUGGUGAAACGUACGCAGCGGCCACACUGAAGGUUGAAGGUGAGGCACAAGAGCUGGAGUUAAGAGAGGAGAACAAACCACGAUUCCUCAUCAAACCUCUAUCCACUCGAGCCGGUCGUGGAGAAGAUGCGGUCUUCUCCUGUAAGCUCUGGGGAAGUCCACGACCAGAGGUGACCUGGGAAAAGGACGGCAGAAAACUCAGUGAAAUAUUUGAAAGCACUCACUUCAGUGUAAGUUACCAGGAUGGAGGAUGGUUCCAGUUAAAGAUCUUCAAGACUCGCGCACCAGACGGUGGCGUGUACACGUGUAAGGCGAGGAACGACUUUGGCGAAGCGCUGGCGGGAGCCGUGUUGCUCGUGGACGCGGGCCCCGGACACGAGGAAGACGGAAACCGCAACGGCUACACAAAUGGACACAGGAAAGCUCACCAAGGAAAACAGAGGAUUAGCAGGCAGAAUCCCAAUCAAAACAAAGACCAGACAACAACCAAGUCGACAAGAGUGAAAAUGUUUGCGGUGACAGAGGGUAAACAUGCAAAAUUCCGUUGUUUUGUGACAGGAAAACCCAAACCAGAGAUCAUUUGGAGAAAAGACGGAAGGCUAAUACUGUCUGGAAGGCGGUAUUUGUUAUACGAGGAUCGAGAAGGAUACUUUACACUCAAGGUUCUGUACUGUAAGCAGAAGGAUAACGGUGUCUAUGUCUGUGCCGCCUCAAAUACAGCAGGCCAAACCCUCAGUGCUGUACACCUCUCAGUAAAGGAGCCACCUGUGCGGUUCAAGCAGCCCCUCAUCGAUCUGGAGGUAUGGGAGCAGGACUUGGCUGUUCUUGAGUGUGAAGUUCCAGAAGACUCUGUCCCAAUCACAUGGUACCUGGAGGAUCGACGACUACAGCCAGGAGCCAAAUAUGGAAUGGAAGAGUGGGGAACAAAACGCAGACUCACGAUCCGUGACAUUGGAGUAGAUGAUGACGGGAUUUAUCUGUGCGAAAUGCCUGAUGGUGGACGAAGCAUCGCUGAGGUAGCAGUGAAAGGUCCAAUUAUGCGGAAACUUCCAAGGAAAGUUGAUGUUUUGGAAGGUGAAAAUGCUGCAUUUUGUGUUGAAGUGGAAAAAGAAGAAAUGGACAUACACUGGUACAAAGAUGGUGUGGAGCUGCGUGAAACGCAUCAGACAAUCUUGAAGUCCUUUGGUCGAACUCAUAUUCUGGUUUUCGUCAACACGAUGCCCCAAGACUCGGGCUUUGUGACUUUCUUUGUGGGGAGAUCCAAGACUUCUGCUCAGCUCAGAGUGAAGGCGGCCAAACAUUGUCCUCCUAGUUGUCCAGUGGGAGUGCAGAUCAACACAGAGAGGGCAAAUGCAGCACUUCUUUCGUGGACAUCAGCCCAGGACUCACGCAAGAACCCUCCGUCCGGUUAUGUUUUGGAGCGACAGGAAGUGGGCACGGGUUCACAGGAGUGGCUACAGUGUCUGACCACUGACUCUGCCACAUCGGUGGAGAUCCUUGGUGAUAGCGUGCCUUGUGAGGCAGAUUAUCGAUUCCGUAUUUGUAGUGUCAACAAAUAUGGAAAGAGCAACAAUGUGGAGUUCCCUAGAGCAGUGCACUUGGUUCCAGUAGCCAGGAUACAAACCCCAUUACAGGACGCACUUGUUCCAGAAGGACAAGAUGCAGUCUUUACCAUUGAAUUAUCUGCGUCUGUUAUUGGCUCGUGGUUUUUAAAUGGCACACAGCUUCAGGACGACGAGCGUUUUUCCAUGCGUCGCUCGAGAACACACCAGUCUCUUCGGAUCCAAGGGGUUCGCGACACCGAAAAUGGAGCUGAAAUAACAUUUAUUGCAUACGGCAUACGAGAUUCGGCCGCGCUGUAUAUUCAAGCUCCGCUCGUCAAGUUUUCACUGCUGUCAGAAAUGGAUCGAAACAAAUUUGUUGAAAUUGGGAACCCCAUCGUGCUCUAUUGCGAGCUCUCGGACCCGGCGGCUCCAGUGCACUGGUACAAGAACGGGGUGGAAUUACAGACAACAGAUGGUCUUCACAUCCAGUCAGAGGGUACCAUGAGGAGGAUUGUCAUCCUGUCAGCAGAGUUCUCACAUUCAGGAGUGUAUUGCUGCGACGCCAUUGAUGAUGUCAUAAGGUUCAAUGUGGAAGUUGAGGCCCCGUCUGUAAGGUUUUCAGCAAUUCCUGAAGCGGCGAGGAACAAAACCGUCCAUGCUGGCUCUUCUAUUCUUUUACGCUGCGAGCUAUCAGACCACGAUGCCCACGUGCACUGGUACAAAGAUGGCUCAAAGCUCUUCCCUCAAAGUGGAGUAAAUAUUCAAACGGAUGGACUGGUGAGGAAGUUGGUUAUCCCUUCAGCUGACUUUUACCACUCAGGGUUGUACUGCUGCAAGACAAAGGGUGACACCGUCACAUUUAAUGUGAACAUCAAAGCUCCACCGGUGAAGUUCUACCCACUUGCUGAAGAAAUGACGACCAAAUCAAUUGAAGUCGGAAAUCCUGUUGUACUCCAGUGUGUGGUUUCUGAUCCCGAGGCCCAUGUUUGCUGGUACAAGGAUGGAACACAGCUUGUUUCAAGCUCAGAGUUAGAAAUUCAAUUGGAUGGAACCACAAGAACUUUAGUUGUUCAUUUUGCAGAGCUGCACCACUCUGGUGUGUACCAAUGUACGGCAAAGGAUGACUCUGUGGACUUUCAAGUGGAGAUAAAAGCCAAACCGACGAUGCCCUCCAAUAACUUUGAUGCUAAGAGAGCCAAGUCCUUCGAAAUGGGCGAACCUUUGGUGCUGGAAUGUGAGGUCGCAGACUCCACAUUGCCUGCGCAGUGGUAUAAAGAUGGUGUAAAGCUCUUCCCAAACAAAGAGCAGGACAUACAGAGUAAUGGCACUUUGAGGAGGCUUAUUGUCCCUUCUGCAGAGCUUGUGCAUGCAGGGCAGUACAACUGUGAAACGUCAGAUGAGUCUGUUCACUUCACUGUGGAUAUGAAAGCUCCAUCUGUGCCAUCGGCACCCUCGCUGAAGUUUUUGGAAAUGCAAUCUCUUGAGGCACCCUGGUCCUUUGAACCAACACGUCAGACUUCAGACCCUGAGAGUCAUUGCCCACGUCAGGCAGUGGUGUCACUUCAAAAAGUUAAAGCAGCAGUAUCAAAUUCAGAACAAGACGUUGGAAUAGAAGACAUAAAGAAGACACUUGUAAUUGAACCAAGGAAUCCAUCAAACUCUGGAGCAUACUACUGUGCAACAGCAGAUGAUGUUGCUCCAUUAGUUGUAAACACUCAAGUGCCAGCUGUGACAUAUGGCCAAGAAGUUGAGAGGGCCAAAUCUGCUGAAGAGCGCAUCCCAAUUGUGCAACAAUUUGAGAUUUCAGACCCCAUUGCCAAAGCUUGUUGGUACAAAGACGGAACUCCAAUCUACCCAAAAAUGGAAACUCUUUUUGAACCUGAGAGCAACAUCCAAGUCUUUCCACCUCCGGUCACAAUUGAUUUGUCUGGUGUUGCGAGUUUUAGCUGUGAAACAUCUGCUGAUGCAAAGUUAAAUGUGGACAUAAAAGCAGAGCAGUGUCACUAUGAUGGUGAGAUUGGUGAGAUUUCUGAUGCAUCUGCCCAAAUCACUGCGGCUGUCAAAGCUACACUGCCAAGGUUUGCCUCUGAACAAGAGAAGACCAACCCGACUGAUGACGAGUGCAUUCCCUCAAUGCACAAGUCUGCUAUCUGCAGCGGCGAGAGGAAACAUUCUCUAACAUAUGAAGAACAUUGCACACACAAGACAACUCCUCAGUCAACUAAUGAAUACAUGACUGACAGGAUUUUAACAAAAAACAAAAAUGAGCAAAAUGAUCAACAAAAAAGCCUAAAUGUCAAAUUUCCAUCUGACUGCAACCCAAUAAAGCCCUCAAUCGUGAAACCUGACCCAUACUAUCACACUAGACAUCUCACAGAAUCCCAAGGUGAGGAAUUGUUUUUCCAUAUACAGAAGGCAAAAGACCCUGACGUUUCUGAACAGUGUAUGACGUCCUUGCAGAAAUCUGUCCCAUCAGAGGUUUUUAAUUCCCUGCAGAGUACAAAUGUUGAAUCAGAGGAAUGUAAUCUCAAGACUGUAUCUGCCCAGUUAGAAGAGCGCCAUAGCUCAGCACCAACUGUUCUACCUUCAGACCUAGGUAACAUCCAAAAGACUUCUACCCCCCAGUCAAGGCACUUUACUAAUCACAUAAAGAAUGUGUCGGUCCGAUUAGACAAGUUUUGCGACACUGUAAACAGUCCUUAUGUGGAGAAACCUUUUAGAACACUGCAGUGCACAACAGUCGGAGCAGAGGAGCCCCACAAUUCCACAGAGAUUCCAGACUUCCUGACAAAUAAUCUUCUUAAUUGCACCCAGACUAAACUACUCAUUUCAGACGACCGUAGUAAUUCCAUACGGACUAUUUACCAAUCAGAGGAGGCCUCAACUGUCUCCUCAGCAAAGAGUGAUAAGCCUGAUACUACAUUUUGUUUAUCAAUGGAACUGUAUGACUCUCAACAUCCAGAAAAUGACCAAACAAGGGGGAAUUCCAAUUUCCAUACCCCAUUUGUUGGACUGGAUGACAUCUGUCCAACAGAACAGGCUGUGACUACCCAACAAUAUCAGUCCAUGGUGGAAACAACAGUCCAGACGGCUUCUCACCACAAUACGGAGGCUGCAAAGGACCAAGUGUACGUCACACUGAUCUCUGGGCAAGGGUCGUCGAUGCAGUUUUCAGGGCAAGGAUUGCCAAUGCAGUUUUCAGGUUCUGCCUGUUUCGAGCAGACAUCAAGUGUCCAAUCAGAAGAGAGCUAUCCCUCACGGACAUGUGGCAGUCACAGCAAUGUCACUGCCAAUAAGGUGGCUGUUGAAGCUCCACCUGUGACAAUUUCAACACCAUGUCAGACUGAGAGGAUCAAUUCUGUGAAAGUGGAUGACCCCAUAGCGCUACCCGUAGUGGUACCAUGUGAACUAUCACCUCCAGGUGAAGUAGUCAAUCCUUACGAGGAUGGAAUACAACUCCAAAAAAAAGAGGCCAGCCAAGACACACCGGUGGAUGGGGCUGGAAGAGAACUGGCUUUGCAUUCGGAUGUGCUAUCCAAUGCAGGGGUUUACAGCUGUGAGACAACAGAUGAUGCUAUGCCAUUUCAAGUGGACAUUAAAGUUCCACUUCAGACAUUUUCAGCUAUAACAGAGGCUGAGCAGAAACAGACAAUCAUGGCAGGCUGUCCCGUUGCUCUCCAGUGUGAGUUGUUGGACCCCACUGGACAAGUCACGUGGUACCAUGAUGGAACAAGGCUCCUACUUCAAACUGGUAUAGACAUCCAGUCAAGGGAUAAUUUGAGAAGUCUAGUUAUUCAAUCUACCGAGCUGGCUCAUUCUGGUGUAUACCGUUGCGAGUCAAACGACGGAGACAUCCAGUUCACUGUGGAAGUAAAAGCUCUUCCCACGAAGUUCUCAGAGCUUCAAGAGGCCGACAGGAACAAAACCUUCCAAGAGGGCUGCCCCAUUGUCCUCCUCUGUGAGCUCUCUCAGGAUUCUGUGGUUGACUGGUACAAGGAUGGGCUCAAACUACAGCAACAAAAGAAUUUGGAAAUCCAAACAGACGGUCUAAGAAGAAAACUUUUCAUCCCUUCAGCUGAAAGCACACACAGUGGAAUGUAUGAAUGUGCAACAGCCGACGACACCGUCACAUUCAAAGUGGACGUAAAAGGCCGAUUGCCACAUAUUGCACCAAUCCCGCAAUCAGAAAAACACAGGAUGAUUGCAGCUGGUUCUCCGAUUAUUCUCCAGUGUGAGGUAUCGAAUCCAGUUGCCCAGGUUUCAUGGUUUAAAGAUGAGGCUGAACUCUUUUGCAAAACUGGCCUUGACAUGAAAAGAGAUGGCAACCUCAGAAAAUUAAUAAUUCACUCUGCUAAAACAUCAGACUCGGGCCUCUACGGGUGUAAGCUUGCUGAAGAUGUUGUCACAUUCCAUGUGAACAUCCAAGCUGCUCCUGUAAGGUUUGCAGCAAUUCCAGACAGAGAAAGGAACAAAUUGGUAGAGGCAGGCUGCCCAGUUAAGAUGCAAUGUGAAGUCUCAGAGCCAACUGCCGAGGUCCACUGGCAUAAGGACGGCGGGCAGCUGCUUCCAAAAAGUGAUUUCGAAAUCCAAACUGAAGAGACAUUGAGAGCGUUGAUAAUUAAAGCUGCAGAAGUCAGACACUCUGGUGUGUACAGCUGUGAUUCUGCAGAUGACCACAUAGAAUUCAAGGUGGAUGUUGCAGCACUGAUUUUAUUCUCAGCUGUUCCAGAAGUUAAAGCCAGGCAGGCGGUUGAAGCAGGCGAUACAGACAUAACGCAGUGCAAGGGCUCAGGCUCCACAGACCACCCUGCCAUGCAUGAGGAUGGAAUAAAGCGCUUUUCGAAAUCGGCAACAAAGAUUGAUUCGGAAGACCUCACAAGGACACCUGAUCUGGACUCAGCAAGAUCUUCAGUCUCUGGGGUGUAUGGUUGUAAAUGUGACGAUGAGUCAGAGUCCAACGAUUGCUAUGUGGAGGUGAAAGCCCCACCUGUAACGUUUGCCGACAUCCCAAAGGAGGAACUUUUCAAGAGCAUGGUGGAGAAAUCCCAGCUCAGCCUGUCCUGUGAAGUGUCGAGGGUCGAUGCUGUUGUCCAGUGGUACAAGGACGGAGCUGAAAUCCAGCCGAGCAGAGAUAUUACCAUCCGAGCUGAAGCAACAAAGAGACAUCUCGCAAUUGAGUCAGCCCAGCUGUCGGAUUCAGGCAUGUACACAUGCCGUGCAGGAGACAACACUGUAAUGUUUAAGGUCAACAUUCGAGAACCUCCAGUGAUGAUCGUAUACCCCAAGGAAGAUGUCCACCUUGACCGUCACGUACCUGAGGAAAUUAUUCUCAGCUGUGAACUGUCCCGUCCAAAUGGAGUGGUAAGCUGGUACAAAGAUGGCCAAAAGCUCCAAAAGAGUGAGAAUAUCAAACUGAAGGUUGAAGGCCCUUACCGACGACUCAAGAUUCUGAAGAGUGGAGUUGAUGAUUCUGGAGAAUACGUUUGUGAUACAGCUGACGAUUCAAUAUUCUUUAACCUCACUAUUACAGAACCUCCAGUGAAGAUUGUAUCACCUAGUCAGUCCCAAAUGGAACUGUGCCAGCAGAUGUCAGAGAGGAUGGUACUCAGCUGCGAGAUCUCCCGGCCAAAUGCAGUGGUCCGUUGGUACAGAGACGGUCUCGAGGUAGAGGAGAGCGACAAUCUCAUACUGGAGGUAGACGGUGUCUAUAGACGGCUCAUUAUACCUGAAACCACUGUAAAAGAUUCCGCUGAAUAUGUCUGUGACACAACAGAUGACUCCAUGACUUUCUUUGUAAAUAUAGCCGAGCCCCCUGUCCGCUUUGUCCGUCCACGAAAGAUAGUGAGCAGAAUUGAAAAAAUGGUUGGCGAAACUUUGGUUCUGGAUUGUGAGGUCUCUAGACCGAACGCUGUGGUUUUCUGGAAGAAAAACAGAGAAGAAGUGGAAGAUUCCAAAAAUGUCACCGUCGUUGAAGACGGUGUAGUGCGUCAAUUAACUGUUCACUCACUGACUGUAGAAGAUGCGGGUACAUAUGUCUGUGAUGCCAAAGAUGAUGUGAUGGAUUUUCAUGUUAAAGUGAAAGAGUUGCCCGUACAAAUAAUUGGGAAAACCAAUGCAAAAACAGAAAAGCAAUUCCUAGUGUCUGAUGACAUUAUUCUAGUGUGUGAACUGUCCAGACCAAAUGCAUCUGUCAGUUGGUACAAAGACGAUCAACCAUUUGACAACACUGAGCGUUACUGUAGUGAAGAGCAAGGUGUUUUCCGAUCAUUGGUCGUCCUAAACGCUUCGCUCGAGGAUUCGGGAGAGUACACUUGUGAUGCAGUGGAUGAUAAGAUGGUUUUCCACAUCACAGUCACAGAGCCUCCAGUCAAGAUUGUUGGAAAUUCUGGCCACCCAGAGCAUCACAUAUUAGUAGCGGGAGAAGAACUUAUUUUAGAGUGUGAGGUGUCUAGGCCAAAUGCCACCGUUCGGUGGCUCUGGAAUGACAAGAUACUGAAACCAGACACCCGCGUUAAAAUUUACAGCCAUGACAUCAUGAGGAAGCUUAUUCUCUCUAGACUUCAGCCGUCAGACUCCGGAAAAUAUGUUUGUGAUGCAGCAGAUGACAAGAUGAUCACAAUUGUUGAUGUCCAGGAAGUACCAGUCAAGUUUGUGAAUAAAAAGGCAACUAAUAAAAUCUUAGCCUAUGAAAAUGAAAGUGCAACACUUUGUGCCAUCGUGAGCCGAGACAAAGCUAAUGUGCGCUGGCUGAAAGAUGGCCAACUACUGAACAAGGACAACAUUCACAUCUCCAGCGAGUGUAAUACCCACAAGCUCACCAUUAAUCCCCUGCAGCUGUCAGAUUCUGGAGACUAUGUCUGUGAUGCAAAUACAGAUGAUAUGUUUUUCAGUCUUUUUGUAAAAGAAAUGAAGGUGAAAUUCAUCCGCCCACUGGAGAAUGUUACAUCUUUGAAGGGCAGCAGCCUCACGUUACGAUGUGAGAUCAAUAAGCCAAAAGGAGACGUCCAGUGGGUGAAAGAUGGCCAAGAGAUCUUGCCAAGCUGUCGUUACAGAAUAAGGGCGCAAGGUCGAGAGCGAAGUUUCACGAUCUUUGAAGUACUUGAUGAAGACGCAGGCAAAUAUGCCUGUGAAAGCACAGAUGACAGCACUUUGGCUACUGUCAUUGUAAACACCCCCCGUGUUGUGGAGUUCAUAGCAGAACUCCGUAACAUCACGGUUCGCGAAGGGGAAGACGCAGUUUUUAAGUGUGUGGUUUCACCAGCGGACACUCAGUUGGUGUUUUGCCUGAAUGGCAAACAGGUAGCCUGGAAUGAACGCACUGAUGUUUCCAGCAAUGGACUCUGCCACAUGCUCCGUAUCCGCAACUGCAUGGUUUCAGAUAGCGGCAUAGUGACAGCUGAUGCGGAGGGAUUGAUAUCAAAGGCUGAACUCAGAGUUCAAGAACAGCAGGUGAUGUUCACUAAAAAGAUGACAGCGGUUACAGCUGAGGAAUACGGCGAGGUGACCCUCCAGGUCGAGGUGAGCCUCGAUUCGAGGGAAGUGCAAUGGAUGAGGCAAGGGGUGCUGCUCCACCCUGGGGCCAAGUACACUCUGAAAAACAAGGGCCAUAAACACAGCCUUACCAUCCACACACUGGCCAUGUCCGACCGGGGCACCUACAGCUGCGAGACCCUUCAUGACUGCACGCAAGCUCAGCUCACGGUGGAACCUCGAAAAAUCACAAUCAAGAAGGGGCUGACGGACAUAAAAACCAUGGAGAGAGAGACGGCCUCCUAUGAGGUCGAACUGUCCCAUCCCAAUGUCACCGGCACCUGGUGGAGAAAUGGAAACCAGCUUAAGCUGUCAAAUCACUUUCGAAUGAGCGCCAAGGGACGAGUCCACAGCUUGACUAUUUCCAACCUCUCGGUGGAAGACUCAGCCACCUUCAUGUUCUGUGUGGAGAAGCUGAAAACAUCAGCGAGGCUUAUUGUCAAGGAACCUCCAGUAACAAUUUUCAGAAAAUUAGAGGACCAGAAAAUCCCUGAGGGAUCAGUUGUCUCCAUUGAGUGUGAACUGUCAAGGCACAAUGUGGACGUUAAAUGGAUGAAGAAUGGCAGCGAGUUGAAGCCUGGCAUGAAUGUACGCAUUUAUGCCAUUGGCAGGAAGCGAUUUCUUCAGAUCACCAAAUGUCUUCUUAGUGAUUCUGGCAUGUACACCUGUGAUGCCGGAGAAGUGGCUACAAGCGGCACUGUGGAGGUCUAUGAACGGGAGCUGCUGGUCGUGCAGGGUCUUGAGGAUUUAAACAUCGCAGAAGAUCAGAAUGCCGUAUUUGAUUGUGAGAUCUCAGUGGAAGACGUGCCAGGAGAAUGGUACAAAAACGGAGAGAUGAUUCAUCCGACCAGUACCAUCAAGACCCGACAGGAAGGGACCAAACACUUUCUCCUCAUGUGCAAUGUGCGACCAGAGGACUCUGGGGAGAUCAAAUUUGUUGCCAGACAUGUAGAGUCUGUUGCUAAACUGCAGGUGAAAGAGAUUCCCCUCAGCAUCGUGAAACCUCUGCAGGAUAAAACCGCCCUGGAGAAGAGCCGAGUGAUGCUGGACUGCACCGUGUCCAACCCGCGAUGCAGCAUCCGCUGGUACAAAGGCAGCAACGUCAUCCUGCCCUCGGAACGCUUCGAGAUCAGCAGCGAGGGCUGCUAUCGCAAACUGAUCAUCCAGCAGGUGGCGCUCGAUGACGAGGGCACCUACAGCAUGCAGGUCGGGGAGAACACGUGCUCGGCGAAACUCACAGUGGAGGCUCAAACUGUGCUAAUGAUCCGAGAACUGCGAGAUGUGGAGGUCGUAGCCCCCAGUGAAGCCUGCUUCGAAUGCGAGGUGUCUGACCCCGUCCAGAAGCUGCCAAUGUGGACCCUAAACGGGGAACCUCUGCAGCCCGGGGCCCAGGCGUGCCUGGAGAAGCUGGGCACAGUCCACAGGCUGACCCUCAAGCAAACCUCCAUGAGCAUGAGCGGAGCGGUGGUGUUCACUUGUGGAAAAGCAGAGAGCACAGCUCAUCUCCAUGUGUUGAGUGGUCCAUGAGUGUCGUCAACCUUCAGACUUAUUUUCAUCUUGUGAAAUUACUUUUGUCCUUGUCUACACUAUUGACUUUGUAAGUGUUAAGUUGUCAAAAGGCUCAGAUACAAUAUCAUACAUUUAAAUUAUUUUUUUUUUUUUUAAGUAGAUUGCCUUUUAGAAACCCAAAUUCCUGUUCGUAUAAACUAUGUUGCAUUUAGUGUGUCAGUUCGUCUUCUUCUGAACUUAAGCAACUAAAAAAAGCACUUGAGAAUGUAUUGUAAAUAAUGUCGUGUGUGAACAUGUUUAAAUUUAAUUGAUUUCAAUAAAUUAAAUCAUGAUAAA